Neospora caninum is the source of this 639-nucleotide messenger RNA. RefSeq names its product lipocalin-like protein, related. The record is from RefSeq and is a predicted model, not a curated record. The transcript has a single exon. NCBI's taxonomy places the organism in Eukaryota, Apicomplexa, Conoidasida, Eucoccidiorida, Sarcocystidae. The coding region runs from base 1 to 639 and encodes 212 amino acids.
AUGUCCGCUAAAAUCGGCAUGUUGACGUUUUUCAUCUUUGUUCUCACUUCUUUGACGGAGUCGAUGCAAGGGCAGCUGGCUUCGGCUGAGGCGUUGUCCAGAGAAGUGCGUGUCAUGAAGAACUUGGACAUUAACAGGUACUUAGGUACCUGGUACGAGCACGCCAGCAACCUGGCUGCGAAAGCAACCUUUGAAUUAGGGUGUACGUGCAGCACCGCUGAGUACUCCUUGACCCCAGGAUCGACAACUGUUGAUGUACGUAAUAGCUGUCGCAGAAGGGCAUUCGGUGAAGUUCGCGGAAAGGCGUAUCCGGUGUCGCCGGUUUCAGAAGACGGUAUCAUCAAAGAGGCACGCUUCAAAGUGGACUUCACAGGAAGUGGCCCGCCAUCGCAAGGAGAUUUGGGAAAUUACUGGGUACUGUGGACUGACUAUAACUACGCCAUCGUCGGAGGGCCUGUACCGUUCAAGAGACUUUUCUUCCUUUCACGGACAAGCCACGUCACUGAUGAUGAGCUUGCUGUUAUGUACAAGCAUGCUCUAGAUGCAGGUGUGCUACCAGUGGAGCUUCUUCCGCCGUUUCUGGUACGCACUGAUCAGGAUCCAUACCACUGCCGUGAUGAAACCGAGGCGACUCGUUAA